Anisakis simplex (herring worm) is the source of this 654-nucleotide messenger RNA. The record is from the annotation of a GenBank genome assembly. Lineage: Eukaryota; Metazoa; Nematoda; Chromadorea; Rhabditida; Anisakidae.
UUUGCUGGUCUUAACUCUGCAGAAACCUCACCGAACACAUCACCGAAUCGCGCGCAAUCAAAAUCCACCAAAGGAGCUGAAAACAUUUCAGAAUUAUGUGAACCGCGUGCAACAUCAUCUCAGUUCGCACAGUUGAUUCGACAUUGUGCGAAACUGCCACCUCGAGGACAUAUUCUUCGUUUUGCAACAGCUCGAAGACCUUCAAUCCUCUCAUCCACAGAUCUUGACGGUAAUCAUCACACAUUUCCACUUUCCCAUACUUAUCAUGCAUCACCAUUCUUGUUUAAUAAAGUGCAAAAAGCUGCAUUGUUGAUUCGAUCAAUUGCAGGUGAUCAGGAUGAGGUAGCGCAUCGUCGCGUAGUUGUAAUUGGUCCGGAUGCAGAGGGUACCAAUCAUGGAUUCGAGGCCGCCUCUGUGGAUAUCGCCGCCUGUCUCAAGGUUAUCGCUGCACCGUCGUCGUUUGGUGCAGCCGCAAUCGCUCGCGCGAUUGUUCUUAGGUAUUUUUUGGGGCACUUAUAUGCACCAUUGCUCAAAAUGACUCUUCCCACUUCGGCGAGCGAAGAAUUCAAAGAAGUGAGGAUUCCCGAAGUUGACGUGAACGUGGCAAAUUUCGACUCUGACAGAAAUCCGGUACGAAACUGUCGUUCCACUUGA